Molecule: messenger RNA, 378 nt
Organism: Funneliformis mosseae
Lineage: Eukaryota; Fungi; Glomeromycota; Glomeromycetes; Glomerales; Glomeraceae
Source: the annotation of a GenBank genome assembly
AUGAACGUUCAAUAUUACUCAAUUUUAGUAAAUUAUUUGGUUAAAGUUUUGGAAAAUACAGAUUACCGAGAUUACAAGAAACAGAAAACUCAUACAUCUCAAGAAGACUUAGAACAAAAUGAAACCGAUGUAACCGAUGUAAUCAAUAAAACUAUAACUUCUUUUAAAAUAAAUUAUGAUUUAACUUUUAAUAACUUCGGAAAUCUCCGAGAAAGAUCAGAUAAUGUUCCGAUCGAGGAAAACAAAAAAUUUAGAUGGUCAUUGGAUAUAUCUAGCAUAAGAAAGUAUCGUGUUGGAAGUUUUAUUUUUGUUGCAGUAUCCCGCAUAGACGUUGAAAAAGAUAUGAAAAAGAAAAAAGGAAAGAUACGACAUGUGUGA